Episyrphus balteatus (marmalade hoverfly) is the source of this 4258-nucleotide messenger RNA. RefSeq lists its product as uncharacterized. Gene Ontology annotation, molecular function: DNA binding; protein binding. The coding region runs from base 533 to 3691 and encodes 1052 amino acids. The transcript has 6 exons. The record is from RefSeq and is a predicted model, not a curated record. NCBI's taxonomy places the organism in Eukaryota, Metazoa, Arthropoda, Insecta, Diptera, Syrphidae.
UUCGUUUGUUGGAAUUUUUUUUGCCCCGGCGACACUUUCAAGUGAAAUUCGUUGUUGGCGCAUUUUUUUUUUUUCAUUUCAACAAUUUUCAUUAUCUACAAAAAUAUUAAUAAAUAAUAAACAAUUAAGUAAACUUUUCAAUUUGCAUUCGAUAGUGAAAAAAAUAUUAACAAAAAGAAUUCAAAUUUAGAUUAUAUAAAACCGCGCUCUCCCUCAAACAGCGCGUCUAAAUAAAUCAGAAAUCCAGAGCUAACCUCUAAAAAAAAAUCCACCAAGAAGACAGGAAUAUAGAAAAAACGAAAAAAAAAAAACGAUUUGCAGCAAAUUAAUAAAGUGAAAUAAAACUUUGCGACGUUUCUUCUUCUCUAGCUUGUGUUUGUGUGUGGCUCUUGUCGAAAAAAGUGCAAUUUCUCUGCCUGGCAAAAUUGGCCAAAUCUUUUUUAAUAAUUAUUAUAUUUCAACUCAACCCAAACGUUGCAAAUAAACUACAAUCAUUUCGCCCAAACGAAAACAAAGUUUCCAUCGCAUCCGAAUGGAAGUGGACGCCACGAUUCCGGAUGAAAAUGUCGAUGAUGACGGUGAUUAUAUUACCGCCAUGAAAUUGGCCGUAUCCGAGGACGAGGAUGGCGGCGGCGGGGGCGAUGCAAUGGCCGACGACAAUUCCGUAGAUGGAACUAGCGCUAAAUUAAAGAUAAAUAUCGAAAAUGGUGGCUCUGAGGCUGCAUCUGGCAGCAGCAAUAGCAUAAUCACAAGCAACAAGCGUAAGUUGCAUCAGGACAUGCUGCAGCAUCCGGAGACGGAUGAUUUGUUUGGUUUCGAUGAGGAAACUGGGAAGCCAAGUUAUGGCUUGCCAGAUGAUGAACCAAUGCUUGAAAAAGUAGAGGAACCCGAAUGCGUUGUUGUUCCGCCGAAAAAAAGUCGACAAUCAGUCGAAGAGAGUGUGAGUAAAAUCGAAGAAGCUGUUUUAGCUUCGCCAUCGCCCACACCAUCGACUUCGACUGCAACAACUGUCGUUGUUACUCCAGAAGCUGUUGUUGCUGCUGCUGUGCCAGUUGCAGUGUCUCCUCCGAUUGUUGCAGUGGUGCCAGCAGCUCCGCCACCGACUCCGGUGGCAGUGGUUAAUAAGCCACGACUGCCGACAGAUGAUUUCUAUAAGAAACCAUUUGAGUGUGGUUGGAAAAGGGAGUUGGUUUAUCGCGCCAAUCCGGAGGCAAGUAAGGAUAAGGCAGAUAUUUACUUUAUUGCUCCGUCGGGCAAGAAGACUCGAUCUAGAAAUGAGAUCAGUGCUCUUUUGGAAGGCGAUUUGACCAUUGAGCAUUUCUGCUUUGCCAAGGAGCCUUUGGGGGGUACUACAGAGCAAGAAAUCGUGCGCAGUGCAAAGCCAACAAAUCGUUCAACAUCAGAGGUAACAAGCACUCCAACCAACACAAGCAGUGGAAAACGCAUUUCAAAACCCAAAGCUCCCAAAGGAGCUUCUCCACCGCCACAAGGAUGGACAGCAACACGAGCUCUUAAAAACUCUUCAUCUUUGAAUUCAAAUUCGAAUCAAUCAGCAGCAGCAACUACCGCAACAGUGGCGUCACCCAAAUCAACGCCGAAAUCAUCUAAAAACAGAAAAACCGGUGGUGAUGUAACAACAACAGCAGCGGCUCAACAACCUUGCACGAUACAAUGUGCUGCUGCUAUGGGAUUGAUUCCACAUUUGCAGUGCAUCAAGUGUCUUUGUUUGUAUCAUCAUGAGUGCGUUGGAUUGGAUCGAAAGGAUAAUCUGUAUCGGUUAGAUACAGAUGGUAGAGGCGCUCAGGGCUACAAUCGCAAAGAUUAUGUUUGUCAGUCUUGCGUCCCCACAGUGAAUACAGCAGCUAUCUUUAAGGAAAACAACUUAAAUCCUAAAGAACCAGACAUGCAAAUUCUUCUCGCAGCACUUUCUCAGCCACCUCCACCUCCCCCUCCAUUACCAGCUCCCGUUUCUAUAAGCACUCCUCCUGUAAGUGCUCCAUCUCCUAAACUAAUUAAUGCAGCAAUUAUUGCUCCUGCACCAGCAGCACAAGCACCACAACCUACAGCUGCCGCUGUACCAGUUACAAAACCUAAAUUUGCACCACCUGAGCCUACUGUUGGAGAUCUUCCUCAGUCCAUAGCUGUUAUCAAAGGAAAGAAAUACGUUGUUGUGAAGAAACCAUUGAUUCAACGUCCCACAGCUGCCGCUGCUGCUGAGAAUAAUGCUAGUAUUGAAACUACAGCUGAAAACGAUGUUGUUACAAAUGAUCGUUCCAAACGCAAUAACACAUCUAAUUCACAUAGGAAACAGCAAACUGCCGUGGCCACUUCGACUACAUCAGUGACAACAGCUACAGCAGCCGUACAGAGUUCACCGCCAGGCAAUAGUACUGCCCAACCGACAAAGGAGCCUUCAGCAUUAUCAGCAGCUGCAUCAUUAAAUUUUGCAUCAAAUUUCUUUGCAAAUGUAUCAGUAGGAUAUGGUGCUAUACUGCAUAUACUAAAGUAUCUUAAAAUUCAUGAGCGUCCACGAGCUGCAUCGGUUUGCAAGAUUUGGAAUCUUGUUGCAAAAGAUCGCGCACUAUGGCAAACUGUGAGAAUGAAGAACUCUAAGGUUGGCAAUUGGGCCGGUUUCACAGCUGCCCUCCGUCGCGGAGAGACUAAGCAUUUAGAUCUACGAAAGCUCUUGGUAUCCAGUACCAAAUUAGAAGAAACUUGGUCAGAAUUCUGCAAACACAUUGGCAUGGUGCCAUCUCUCGAACACAUUGAUAUGUGUCGCUGUUCGGCCAAGGUCGUAGAGAGCAUAUUCCUCACGAAUCCCAACCUGACGAUCUUAAGUGCAUUGGCGAUAAACAAUGAGAGUUUGAAUUUGAUUAAUCUAGACAAUCUAGUUAUGUUGCAAGAGCUACGUUUACGCACAUUGGACAAGUGUACCCUCGAAGGAGACCUAUCGCCGUUACGCUGCUUGACAAAUCUUCGGCAUUUGUCCUUGACAUCAAUUCGAGAUCUUGGAACCAAGGGAAUCGAAGUUAUUGGUGAAUUAAAUAGUCUCGUUUCACUUGAAUUGGGUGACUGCAAUGAUUUUGACUCGCGUUUCACCGACAAUGUUUUACCCAAACUAUCAAACUUAGAACGGCUGCGGUUAGAAAUCGGUCAAGAGCAAUGCCGUACAUUGGACAUUUUAGAUUCGGUAGCUAAGCUGGAAAAUCUUAGCCAACUUGAGUUUGUAAAUUUCGAUAUUAAGCCUGGCUUUGAUGACAAACUUGCUCAGUGCACAAAUAUACUGAAGCUCUUGAUCAUCCCUACAUACAUCUCACAAUCAGCCACAACUAACAAUAUUGUGCUUAAUGCAGUUUUAAAACUUCAAGACACCCUGGAAGUGUUUACAUGGGGCGUUACUGUGGAACUGCUUCGUGUCACCGCACUCUAUGUGGACCAAUGUGAAGAUUCAACACGAAAAGAACGUCAUCACUUCGAUGAAUGCAUUCCUGUACUGAAGCCAGUACCCGGUUCGACUGCUGCAGAUACCCCUGGUGAUCAACCCAGUCCCGGAGCAAAUGCUGUCCCACAGAUUGAGAUUCUCCCGCUAGAUAAAGUUGAAGAAAUCCUCCGAGAUAAUCUGGCUACCACGAAGUUCACAAUAGUGAAAGUCCCCUACCACGCUACAUGGAAGCAGCAACUUGUAGAAUAGUGCUGCUGAUCAUUUCGAGGCCUCACACCUUCCUCUUAACAUAUCCAGAGAUGUGCGACCGACCAGACCAGACUAGAAAAGACCCGACGACGCCGCGACAGAAUGAAUUAAUUAAUUUCUCUUUUUUUUUUGUCAUUUUAUUAUUAUUAUAAUUAUGCUUGUAAGCAAAAUUGAGUAGAAGGACUUUUUAAAAAAGCACGAUUUGUGAUCAUUUUGGUUGAUAGCAAGGAUCACAAGUAUCAGCCUAAAGAUUCCAUUUUGUGUCAAUUAAUCAAAUUUUUUUUUAUAUUUUAUUAUUAUUGAUAAUAAUUUCAUUUAUUUUUUUCGAAACAAACACACAGCAAUAUUGAGAGAGAACCAACUUAAGAUAUUGGUUUCGUUUAUUUUUUUUAAUUUUUGUGUUUCUUUCGGUAACUAAGAGUUAAUAAAGUAAAAAAAAAUUAAUAAAUAAUAAAUAUAAACAACAAAAAUUAAGCGUUAUAGAAUAUGAAUUUAAUUAUAUUAAAGAAAAAAAUAUUGUAGAACGCAAUACAAUGAGAAAAAGAGAUAAACUUAAUCGAGAAAUAA